ACUGUUGGCCGGCCUCAGCCGGCUUCGGCUAGCUCAGUUGUAUUUUGCGUUCCACAGGCGACGGACGAAAGUUUUCGCUAUGAAAAUGCAACUGCAACACUGCAAAUUUAUGCACGCGGCUGCAUUUUGAAUAAAUCAAACAAAACGUCAACGAACUGUGCCCAAAUUAAGAAUUCAAAUCGUAAACGAAAGAAUUAACUCAAAUAGAGACAGAGACAGAGAGUGACAAAGAGAGCGAGAGAAAUUUGCAUAUCUUGCAACAUAUAAAGAAAAAGUUUUUUUCUGCUACACUCACCAUGUCGCAGGAGCUAACGAGCAACGUGACCAACUCAAUGGACACCAUGGAGGACACGUCCAAGGUGGAGGUGAUUGUCUAUACCAAGUCGGACAAGACGCUCAAACAGAAUAUGAAUGCCAAGGACGAUACGCUGCGCAAGCGUACCUCAUUGAUCAUAGUGCCGCAGCAGGUGGACGAUCUGCUCGAUGCGGCGGCAGUGCAACAGCAGGAGCAGCGGCAGGAGCAGCAGCAGCAGCAACAACAACUCCAACUGCAACAUCAGCAGCAACAGCAGCUCACAGAGAACGGCAAUCGCAAUUCGAUAGCCAGCAUGGAUAGCUGCGUCUCCACCAAUACCAGCCAGAGCAAUCAGUCGAGCGUCAGCUCCAGCUCGAGCACCAGCUCCGAGGAUGCCCAUGCCGCCUAUCAGGAUCUGCAGAAUGGCAAUGGAGCCGAUGAGCUGGCCGCCAUGCAUUCGCCCGGCUGCUCCAGCACAUCGGAGUCGACAUCCUGCAGCAGCUCAGUGGAUUACUCGCUGCGCGAACAGCUCCACAACUAUGCCAAUCGCAGCGAGGAGCAGCUGAAGUGCAUCAAUCACCAUGAGCUGCCCACUGCCGCCCAGCUGCUCAAGGGCAUGAGUCUGCCCAUGGAGCAGGCGGCCAGUGGAGCGGCCGCCCAUUGUGAUGCGUUGCUCAGUCCGCAGGAGGUGCCGCUGGGUCGCCGUUACGCCGAGGUGGCACAGUUCAAAGGUCACAGCAAGGCGAGAUCCAAUGAACAGCAGCUGACGUCGGCUGCUGCUGCAGUGGGCGUGGCUGCGCCACUAACCGAUAAAACAGAAGCUGUUGUGGCUGCGGUCAAGUGCAGCAACAAUGGCAACAACAACAACAACAACCACAACAACAACAGCAGCAACAACAAUGGCAAUGGCAGCAGCUGCAAUAAUGCUGCGCAACAGUCACAAAAAUCUCAGCUGCAGCAAUCGAGCAACAACAGCAACAAAUUAAAUGGCCAAUCAAAUCUCAGUUCGAACAACAACAACAACAACAGCAGCAGCAAUAGCAAUAACAACAACAACAACAAAAUGAUAUCCAACAGCCAAAUGGAUGGGAAGAAUGGCGACAGCCGUCGCAGCAGCAGCCUGGAACCGGAUGCAGACGACGUUGUCGACUUGGCCCACGGCGGAGCCUUCGAUGACGAUAUGCAGGCACUGUUGCCCAAAUGCACGCGACGCUCGAGAGAUGAGCUCAGUCAGUCACGCACAUCUCUCGUCUCUAGCUCGGAGGGCGGCAUUCUGGCCGAAGGCGAGACAUCCAGCGAGGAGAGCUCUCGCGAUUCCAGCAACGAUUCGCCGCCCUGUGAUUUGGGCCUGAUGGAGCGAUUGCUGCUAACGCAUCCCAUGUGGUUUCUGCCCGGCAUUCAGCGCUCCGGUGCCGUGCACCUGCUCCAGGGCAAAGAGGAGGGGACGUUCAUUGUGCGUGGCUCCAGCCAGCCGAACACGAUGGCCGUGUCGGUGCGCCUGCCCCAGGACACGGGCCCAUACAUCGAGCACUAUCUGAUCCAGUCGCAGGACAACAUACUCAGCCUGGAGAGCUCACGCUUCAAGUUUGGCUCCAUCCCAGCGCUGAUCGCUCACUACGCCCAGUGCUGCGACGAGCUGCCCGUGCAGCUGAUGCUGCCACGGGUGCUGCGCGAGGCGAACAAUCGCAAGAAGCUCUCGUCGCUGGCGCUGCUCGGCCAGGAGUUCUGGAGCUAUGCCAGCAGUCCGGCUGUGCUGGGUCCGCCCGUUAUGGCCAAGACAAAUCUCACGGCCAUCGAGCAGCAGCAGCAGCAGCAGCAGCAACAGCAACAGCUGCAGCAGCAACAGUUGCUGGAUGCCAAGUCGCCGCUGUCGCUCACAGAGACGAGCGGCCUGGGCACGGCCACGUUCUUCAGCGAUGCUCUGGUGGCCAAGCCGCCGGCUGUGGCCCCGCCCCAGACCCUGUUCAGUCCCACGGGCAGCAGCCAGCUGCUGGGCUUCUUCAGCCAGGCGGGCACGCCGUCGGACACCAACUCGAGCAUGAGCUCGUUCACGACCAGCGGCGGCCAGCACAUGCAGCUGCUGAGUCCCAAUUCCGUGGACUCGGUCAUACUGACCAUGUCGCCGGUGGAUGCGCAGGGCUAUCUGCCGGGCGGUGGUGGCGGCGGCGGCGGCGGCGGCGGUGGCUUGGAGCAGCCACUGCAGCCGCAUGGCAGCAACAAUUUGAGCACCUUCAAGACGACAUCGGCGGCUGUGGCGAGUAUUACGGAACUGGAGCAGGUGCGUCCGCAGCGACCGAAGCCGCCGAACACAUUGAAUCUCAAGCCGCCGGCGCCGCCAAUGCGCUGGUCCAAGCCCCACUCGCCGGAUCAGCUGGGCAACAACUUUACGGUGACCACCACGGUCACCUUUUCCAUGGAGAACAACAACAACAGCAACAACAACAACAUUGCCAGCAAUGGCAUCAACAGUGCAGCCAUGGCCAAGCCGAAUCCCGCCCAGUUUGUGGAGGUAACAACGCCAGCCGCGAGCAAUCCCUUCAACGCGCUGCUCAACUCACAGGCCAGCACCAGCACGUUCCAGACCUUCGCCAAGCGCCUGUCGCCCGAGGGCGAGUGCAAGGAUACGCUCUCAUCGCAGGGCUCCUCCUCGAACGACAGUCGCUGGCAGUCGCAGUCGCAGUCGCAGUCGCAAUCGCAGUCGAGUCGCGACUCCAGCCACAGCCAGCGGAAGAUGCUGUCCCCAAUGACGCCCAAUGGCGCUGGCCACCUCCUGCCCGGCGUCGGCAGCACCAGCAGCAGCAGCAGCAAGUCACGCAAGUCGCGCAUACGCAAGGAGUCCAAGCACUACCAGGAGUCGGACAUACUGGAAAGCCCGCCGGCGCAGUACUGUGCCAGCGCCCUGAGCGACAAGAUCAGCGACUACGAGGACGUCUGGACGCACGAUCCCAGCGAUCGGGCUAGUCUCCUAACCAGCUUCAAGCCCGGACUGGACAAUGGCGGUGUCUUGAAUCGACGACCUGACCUGCUGGCCGAGACACCAGCUAGCACACCCACGCAGCAGCAGCUGCUGUCACCCUGCGAUGAGACCAGCGCUGGCCAGGAUAGCAGCCAGCAGCUGAUGCAGUUCUCGGGCGAUGCCCCGGCUCGCUCCCGGGCCGGCCUCCUCCUGCCGAAUCUGGGCAAUGCGGCACCAGCCAUGACGCAGUCGCUGACGGAGCCGAGCGCCGCCGAUGAUGGCGGAGACACGACGCCCACUGCGGCACAGACACCGGGCUCACGCAGCAAGCAGGGCAGCCCCACAUAUGCAGAGCCAGCGGAUGCACUGCGUCAGGCGGGUCUGACCAAUGCUGCGGCGGCGAUCUUGCGCAGGCAACAGCGCAGCCAGCUGCUGCCCGCCAAUCAGCGGCACUCGGAGCCGCUCAAGGGCGGCCAUGCAGCGGCCGCUGUGCCGCUGCUGCUGCCCGCCGAUCUGGAGAAGUUGGCCGGCAGCCUGGACGAGCUGAAGCAGAAGCCAAAGCCGAUGGCUCAGCAGGCGGCGAAGCGUGGACGCACUCGCAUCGAUCACUGGCAGCUGGACAGCAGCUGGGAGUUUAUGGCCAAGCAGGAGACGAACGGCGGCGGAGGAGGCGGCGGCGACUAUGACACCACUGUCGACUGGCAGGAGAAGGAGAACUCGCUGGGACGCGACAAGGAUGGCUCCAAGAAGCGGCCGCUUACCGUGCACCAGAUCAUUGCCAAGCGUCUGCCCGAUCUUAAUCUGCCGGAGCUCGUGCGCUGCUCGACUCCGCCCCAGAUGCCGGCAGCAGCAGCAGCAGCAACAGCAGCAGCAGCAACGUCGACGACGACGACGACGGCGGCAACGGCGAUAACGACGAGCGCAGCCCCGCUGCAGGAGAAAUCGAAUGCCGAUGGCAGCCAAAAGUCAUUCCAGAGCCAAAGCGGCUGUCGACUGUCCUCGUACGACAACGUGGAGCGCAAUUGUGCCGCAUUCUGUCAGACCUACUACGGCGGCAUCGACUCGGCGCAGUCGGACGAUGGCACAGUCUUCUCCGAGCCCUGGGACUCCUCCCAGUGGGACUCCUUCAUGCCGAUGCAGGAUGAUGCCACCAUCAAUUCGGAUACCAUUCAUCUGUCCAAGUGCCGGCCGGCGCUCUCGGAGGAUGACACCAUCAUUGAGGAAUUCAGCAGCACCAAAGACGGCAGCACCAGCAGCUGCAACCAGGAUACGCUCAAGGCCAAUAAAAAUGGCACCAGCGCCGGCGCUGGCAGCAACAACAAUAACAACAACAGCAACAACAAAGCAAUGCGACCCAAGGUGGCGACCAUUCUAAGGAAUCCAAGCAUGCGGGAUCGUGAGAUAUUAUGCCAUCCCCGGAAUAAGAUGAACAUUCAGAGCGUCGGGCCGGGCGACUCGCUGCGCGCGUACACGCUGCAGUUGGCCCAAGAUCCCAACUCCACGUUCGCCCGCAACAUUGAGAACUUCAUCAGCUGCACCAAGGAGUCGAGGGAGGCGGCGCCCCAGGUGGUCAUGCGCAACAUGCGCCAGUUCAUGAGCGGCAUGAAGAACUAUUUGGUGAAGCAUGGCGAGGGCAAAUUCCAUGCGGAGCUGGAGUCGGCGCGCGCCCGCCUCAAGUCCGAUGAGUUUCUCAAUUUGGACGCCAUGCUGGAGACGGUGAUGCACCAGCUGGUGGUGCUGCCACUGCGCGAGCAUCUCUACGGCAUCUUCGUGGACUACUACAAGCGCAGCGAGGACAUUCAGCUGCUCGCCCAGAAUGUGCGCUACGCCUACGAGCGGGAUGCUUCCGACUUUGGGAUACGGCCCACAGUGACGCCGCCGUCGCAGUCGGCGCUGCGGCUCAUCUCGAAUCUACUGUGGCGUCUGCAGGAGGCCGAGCUGCCGCUGGACAAACUGGAGCUCUUCCUGUGCGUCAUAUCGACGGUGUUCGAUGCGACGGGCUGUCCGCGGGGCCAGCAGUUGGGCGCCGAUGAUUUUCUGCCCGUGCUGGUCUAUGUGGUGGCCAAGUGUGGAUUCGUUGGCGCCGAGAUCGAGGCGGAGUUCAUGUGGGGUCUGCUCCAGCCGACGCUGCUAAAUGGCGAGCCCGGCUACUACCUCACCGCCCUCUGCAGCGCCGUUCAGGUGCUCAAGACGUUCAUGGCAUCCGAGGGGGAGAGCGGCAGCGGUUCACUAGACUGGCGCUCCAGCUGCUUGCCGGCCUGCUCGAGCGUGCUGCGCGUCAUCAUACCGGACGAGUGCAACGGCUCGCUCCAGACUCGAACGCUGCCCGUGCGGCCGCACACGACGACGCGCGAGGUGUGCCGGAUUAUAGCGCAUAAGGCGCGCAUCACCAAUCCGCAGGACUAUGCGCUCUUCAAGCUGGUCGACGGCGAGGAGACGCUGCUCACCGAUGCCGAGUGCCCGCAGGAUGCGCGGCUCGCUGCCAAGGGCAAGCACUGCAUGCUCGCCUACAAGCGCAUCGAUGCCAAGAUUGCCUGGCCCACGGCUGCACAGCCGGGCAGUCAUUGAUGCCACCGGCCACGCCCCCUACCUACUGCCAACUAUACCCAUACCCUUACCCAUACCAGCCAUGCCAACCGGCCUCGCCCGCGCCCACGCCCGCGCCCCUUUCCCUCUCCCUGUCCCUGUCCGUGCCCAACGGCCCCAUCUUGCUCACUAACAAGCAUAUUUGAUUAAUAAUUUAUUAUUAUUACAUUAAAAUAUACUUAGUAGCCUGUAAGUAAAGCUAAUUAACGCUAAUACAUCUAAUGUGUACUAAACAACAACAGUAUUGAAUUAAGAGCGGUUUUUUUUUUAAAUAUAUUUUUUAAUCUCAUCUCUCGCCAACAACAUUCAAAUCAUCAAAACGUCAUCAGAAACAUCCAGAAGAAAAGAUCGAACAGCCUGUUCGCAAUAAUUUUUUUUUGCUAAUAAAUAUACGAAUAUAAAAACAUAUAAAGAAAACAAAAUAAAAACUAUGUAUACAACUAUAUAUACUACAUAGAUAUAUAUACAUAUAUACCUAUAUAUAUCAUAUAUAUGCGUAGUUCGUAGUGGGCCAAAGGUAUAGCACAAGGCCAUUUAUUAUAGAGGUAAUCCCAGACAGACAGACAGACACAGACACACUCACACACACAUCUAUCUAUAUUGCACUCCUUAUAGGCAAUUUAUCUAAAAUACAUAUAUGAUCUAUAAACUCAAUAACAAUCGAUGACCAAUUGCAGCAACAAGAAAACAAUCACAAUUUUAAUGCAACACACACACACAAACACACACACACACAUAUAUACAAAGCAAAGCAUUUAUAGCUAUCUUUUUCUACUUGGGAGGGUUAUGAAAGCAAUUAAU
Molecule: messenger RNA, 6638 nt
Organism: Drosophila mojavensis
Lineage: Eukaryota; Metazoa; Arthropoda; Insecta; Diptera; Drosophilidae
Gene: spri
Product: protein sprint
Exons: 10
Coding region: 297-5819 (1840 amino acids)
Biological process (GO): signal transduction; vesicle-mediated transport
Cellular component (GO): endocytic vesicle; cytosol
Molecular function (GO): small GTPase binding; guanyl-nucleotide exchange factor activity
Source: RefSeq, a predicted model, not a curated record